This is a messenger RNA of Eurypyga helias (sunbittern), 435 nucleotides long. RefSeq names its product GTP-binding protein 8 (putative) (gene GTPBP8). Lineage: Eukaryota; Metazoa; Chordata; Aves; Eurypygiformes; Eurypygidae. The transcript is spliced from 4 exons. The annotation marks the transcript as partial. Gene Ontology annotation, molecular function: GTPase activity; GTP binding. The record is from RefSeq and is a predicted model, not a curated record. Gene Ontology annotation, cellular component: mitochondrion.
GGCCACACCAAGAAGAUGAAUUUCUUCAAAGUAGGGAAGUACUUUACUUUGGUGGAUAUGCCAGGAUACGGCUACCGUGCCCCGCAAGACUUUGUGGAGAUGGUGGAGGCCUACCUGCAGGAACGGUGCAACUUGAAGAGGACUUUUCUGUUAGUUGAUGGUUUAGUAGGACUCCAGAAAGCGGAUCAUAUUGCAGUAGAGAUGCUGGAAGAGUUUGGGAUUCCUUAUGUGAUGGUGUUAACAAAAAUUGACCGAGCUUCCAAGGCCUUGUUGUUAAAGAAUGUACUGGAGAUCCAGAAUUUUGUAAAGGAGAAAACUCAGGGAUGCUUUCCUCAGCUAUUCCUGGUCAGUUCUGUGAAGUUUACGGGCGUUCACUUGCUGAGGUGUUUUGUCGUCCACGUUACUGGAAACCUGCCUGCUGUAGAGGCCAGCUGA